AUGGCGAUGCUGUGGCAUGACCUCAAGAAAGCGGUUCACACCGGACAUCCCAAGAAUAUUGCUGAACUGAAACAGUUCUACGAUGACCCCUUGCAGCCGGUGACCCAGGACGAGACGGCGUCUGUGGGCGGCAUGGUAACCCUGACCUGCCGGGUGGCAGCGAGUGACAACUCCUCCCUGCAGUGGUCCAACACGGCCCAGCAGACCUUGUACUUUGGAGAGAAGAGAGCUCUGAGAGAUAACCGUAUCCAGCUCAACCGGUCUACAGGCACAGAGCUGUCCAUCACCAUUGGAAAUGUGCAGCUGUCAGACGAAGGAGAGUACACCUGCUCUAUCUUCACAAUGCCUGUCCGCACUGCCCGCGCCACAGUCACCGUGCUAGGGGUCCCUGAUAAGCCCCAGAUCUCUGGCUAUGAAGACACUGUCCAGGAGGGGGGUAAGGUCACCCUCACCUGCACCAGCUCUGGGAGCAAGCCUCCCGCCAAACUACGCUGGUACAGGAACCAGGAGGAACUUACAGGUCGUCCUGACGUGGUGGAGACUAAUCCAGACGAGGCCACCUACACAGUGAUCAGUGAGCUGACUCUGACGGUGGGUCGUAGCGACGACAACACCCUGAUCGGCUGUGCUGUUGACCACCCUUCUCUGUCCCCGGGUGAGAAGUGGACCGAACAGCCCAUCAGAGUCCUGUUCACCCCAGAUGUCACUAUCCAGCCUCAGAAUGAUCUGCCCAGAGAGGGAGAGAAGUUCAUUAUACAAUGCAUAGGCAAUGGAAACCCGAAGCCCACCUCGUACGUGUGGCGGAAGAAGGAUGGAGAGCUCCCUCUGAUGGCCAAGGUGGACGGUAGUUUCCUGCUCUUUGAGAUGCUCAACAAAUCAGACAACGGGGUGUACCUCUGUCAGGCUGACAACGGAAUCGGGAAGAUGCAGGGAGAGUACACGCUGCUGGUGCAAGGUACU
Molecule: messenger RNA, 960 nt
Organism: Oncorhynchus masou masou (cherry salmon)
Lineage: Eukaryota; Metazoa; Chordata; Actinopteri; Salmoniformes; Salmonidae
Product: cell adhesion molecule 3-like
Exons: 7
Cellular component (GO): presynaptic membrane
Source: RefSeq, a predicted model, not a curated record